CUGGAGCUUGAGCUGCCGUGAGGGGGCUGCAUCAGAGGGAGAGAGCUAUGAAUGAAGCAGCCCUCCCUUUCCCCCUCUACCUUCUCUUCCUCUUCCGGCGUGAACUCUUCCUCUUCUUCCUUCUUGUCCUCCUCCAGGGCCAGAGUAGUUGGGCGGCACCCAGGGAUGGAGAGAACCCUGUGCAAGUAGAGCCAAAGUGGCCAGUGGUUCCAGCUGGAGGCUCCAUUCAGCUCCGGUGCUCUGUGGCCUGCCCUGGGAACGAAGCCACGGUGCAAUGGAAGGGGCUAGAUACAAGCCUUGGCCACGUCUUCUCAGAGCCAGGCCUCAGCGUCCUGACCAUCCCUGAAGCCACGCUCUCUAUGGCUGGGACCAAGGUGUGUAUCAGCACGUGCCAAGGCCAGACCUACCAGGACCGUGUAGAGCUGCUAGUAUAUGCCUUUCCUGACAAGCUGGAAGUGUCCCCGAGCACCUUGGUCCUUGGGCAGGCGGCCACCCUGGUCUGCUCAGCCCGAGAGGUGUCCCCUUAUGACAGCCGCCUGACGUUCGCCUGGUACCAGGGAGAUGAGAAGCUGGGGGAACUAGAGCUCCUUUAUGAAGAUCUGAAGCCUGAGCAAGAAGCAGAGACUGGGGAGGAUCUGGAAGUGUUCCAGGUCACUAAGCACUGGGCUCUACCAGCGGAGCUUGUGACCCUGGGACCGGAGCUCCGCUGCCAGGUCGAGAUGAAGCUUGAGCAUCAGGUUCUCAGCCACAGCCGGGGCAUAGCCGUCAUGGCCAGGAUGACAUCCCCGGAACCAAGCACCCCUCUGGCAACAAAGACCCCUACGGGGCUGCUUCUGCCCUCCUCAGAGGCCCCUGUAGUACAGGAUUACACCUCCACGCUUCCUGACACCACGGCUUCCUCCCUGACUUUGGGCCCUGGGUCUUCACUAUCCCCUACUUCAAAACCCAGCACUGGCUAUCUGUGCCUCCCCAAAAUAUCCUGGUCCCAAACAUCAGGGAUCCAUGGGGGACACUUGGUGCUAACAUGCAAGACAGCUUGUGAACCUGGGGCAUCUGUGUCCUGGAGCCAGGCCCCAGGCAGCCUGGCAGACUACCAGAGACAGGAGGCUGGGGCCCAGGCCACCCUAAUCAUAAUGCAUCCAGGACCCCAGAACAGGGGACUGUACCAGUGCCAACAAGAACCCGGGGGUCAAACGGCCAGGAUAUCCCUGGACAGGAACAUUGUGCCUGAUGUGGACAAAUGGGGCAACUCGGCAGCCCUAUGGACAGGUGGUUGUAUGCUGGGGUUGAUCCUUAUGGCCUUCGUAUCUUACCGCCUACGGAGAUGGCUCAGGACUAAGGCCUGUGCCUCUCUCCAAACCUGAGCCCAGCCUUGAAAGCACACUCUGUCACAGCCCUGGCUGAAUACCGAGCUCUAGAUCCUGCCAGCUUCCAGGGCUGGGAAGUGGAAUGGCCAGUGUAAAAAGGAGGGAAGUUGUCUCCCAUCCAGCCAUGAAGGGCUUCCCUUGGGUCUGCCACCCAGAGGGCCCUCGAAACUAGGUGGAAGCAGGGUGGUCCUCUGGGUUGGGUAGGGACAGUUUGGGAGGGGUCCCGCCAGGCUCUCUCACAUCAGCUGGUUCUUCUCUUUGGGGUGGGAAUGGGCAGCAAAUCCAUUUCUGAUCAUCCCAGGGUCUGACUAAUAAAGAGUUCAUCUGUCUGUGAAGCUGUUGCUCCUGCUAACUGAGACAGCUCAGACUGUCAAAAUAUGGAAUGUCCAAGCUGGAAGAGAUCUUUGAAGACAGAACAUCAGAACUGACUUAGAGAACAUUCAUUUGUUCAUUUAAUCCAGAAACAGCUGGCUCUGGAAUAAGAGGCCCUGGGUUCAAUUCCUGCUUCUAAUGCCUAUUAACUAGACUUGAGCAAGCUAUUCGAUCUAGGUGUUGCAAUAGAUAAAAGUGGGCCUAGAGUUAGGAAGAUCCAAGUUCAAAUCCAACCUCAGACACUUAUGCACUACAAUCUUGGGCAAGUCAUUUAACUUCUGUCUCUACUUCCUCAACUGUAAAAUAGGGGUAAUAAUUGCAUCUACCUUGAAGGCUUUUUGUGAGCAUCAAAGGAGAUGAUCUUUAUAAAGCACUCAGCAUACUGCCUGGCCUGCCGGAAGCACUUAAUAAAU
This is a messenger RNA of Monodelphis domestica (gray short-tailed opossum), 2152 nucleotides long. RefSeq names its product mucosal vascular addressin cell adhesion molecule 1 (gene MADCAM1). Gene Ontology annotation, molecular function: integrin binding involved in cell-matrix adhesion. The record is from RefSeq and is a predicted model, not a curated record. Gene Ontology annotation, biological process: heterotypic cell-cell adhesion; leukocyte tethering or rolling; positive regulation of lymphocyte migration. Lineage: Eukaryota; Metazoa; Chordata; Mammalia; Didelphimorphia; Didelphidae. Gene Ontology annotation, cellular component: membrane.